Molecule: messenger RNA, 684 nt
Organism: Darwinula stevensoni
Lineage: Eukaryota; Metazoa; Arthropoda; Ostracoda; Podocopida; Darwinulidae
Source: the annotation of a GenBank genome assembly
AUGUAUAUAUUUUCAACUUCAGCAGGUGUUUUUGGUUGUGAAUUUCAAGAUGAGAAGUUGUUAGGUCCCAUGAGGAUCACUUGUGGUACUCAACAGGAUGCUCUGAAGGGCUGUGAAAUUGUCAUCAUCCCAGCUGGAGUUCCUCGAAAGCCAGGGAUGUCCAGAGAUGAUCUCUUUAAUACAAAUGCUUCUAUUGUGAGAGAUCUGACCAAAGCAUGUGCUGAAGUCUGCCCCAAGGCUUUGAUUGGAAUCAUUGCAAACCCAGUAAACAGCACAGUGCCCAUUGCAUGUGAGGUUUUCAAGAAAAUGGGAGUUUUUGACCCAAAGAAAAUUUUUGGAGUCUCCACUCUGGAUCUUGUGAGGGCAAAUACAUUUAUUGCAGAAGCAAAGAAAGAGGGACUUGCCAAGAACCUGGGACUGGGGAAGCUUUCUGCAUUUGAGGAAGAGUUACUGGCCAAGGCACUGCCUGAACUGAAGAAGAACAUUGCCAAAGGGGAGGAAUUCAUUGCCAAGACCUGGUCCUAACUCCUAAAUUCUCACACUAAAGGAUCUGAUGCAGGAUGAUGAGUGCAGCUUUAGAUGCUUGGAAGACAUGCUCAUCUUCCUGGAAUUUAAAUUAUAAAAAGAUUUUUUCUUUCCUUGUGAUAUUGAAUAGAAUGGUGAAGUAAAGGUGUCAUUGUCUCA